GGGAACUGUUUUGCAGUUACAACAAAGACGCACGUUAGGCUCAAGGAAGGGCAUAUUUUGACGUAAUCAUGUUCAGAUUCUUAUCCCGCACAUUACAUGCGGCUAAAAAAUCAUCAGUGAAUAUAUCUGGGUCGCGCAUUUCUUUAAUAGAUUGUGACACGGCUACAGUUUUAGUUUGGAGGGUGUCCAGUGUUUGUACGGCCAAAUACCUAAACACAAGCUCGGUGAAAUUAUGUGACAAUGCACACAAUUCCAAUAAAACAGAUAAAGAGCCUGACCCCACAGAAACGGUGAGUGAACAACCAACAAAAGAUUCCACUGAAGUCAACAAACAGGAUGAGCAAAAUCUUGGAGACAAUAUUAAGAAGGGUGGCGCUAAGGGAAACGAAGCUUCGCCUGUUGCAGCCAAGAGCGGAAAGGAGAAUCUUCUUGAACUUCUCGGAGCUAUGAAGGUGGAUGUCACGAGCAAAAAGAGGCUUAAAAAUGUGAAAGUUAAGCAAGGUGUCUCCCAUCCUAAGUCCACCCCAGCCACUAUGGAGAGCACCAUUAGCAUGUUUCAAAAGGCUUCAGAUGAGGCUUUAGCCCAGACUCAGACACUGAAUCCAGAACUGCUUGCAGCUGCUUCCGCUGCUGCUUCCACGUUUCCUAACCCCGUUCAGGCAGAGUCUGAACUGCUCACGCAACUGAGACAGCAUGAGUCCAUCACUGAGGCUCACAAGAAGGGUGACGUGAACAACCUGGGAGUGCUUAUAGCUGAGAUGAAAGUGGGAAAAAAAUCCAAUCGACAGAAUGCUUGGCCAGCCAAUCAGAUUCGGUUUGAUGACGAUGGGCGGGGCUACACACACGAUCGAGGAAUCACUGCAGAGCUGGACAGCGUUCGGAAGAAGAAGAACCUGUUCACUGGUAGAAGACUCAACAUCUUCUCAUCCACCACUGAUGAAGACCGAGUAGAUGCAACAUUUGCUCGACCAACCCUGUGGGAUGCCGACUUUGCCAACCAGCUGGCUUCUUCUGUGAACCAAAUGCCCCGAAAUGCCUUUGAGGAGAUGAUUCAGUGGACCAAAGAAGGGAAACUGUGGCACUACCCAAUUGACAAUGAAGCAGGCCUCGAGGAGGAAGCCACCGUUCCUUUCCAUGAACAUGUCUUCCUGGAGAAACACCUGGAGGAGGGCUUCCCCAGGCAGGGGCCAGUGCGACAUUUCAUGGAGCUUGUGGUGACCGGUUUGUCCAGAAACCCUUAUCUGACCGUCCAAGAGAAGAAGGAGCACAUUUCCUGGUUCAGAGACUACUUUAAUCAAAAACAGGAUGUCCUCAAAGAGGCUGAGGUUUACCUAAAUUAAAUUUGGACAUUUUUAUGUCCUUUCAACAUCUUUGAAACAAUAAGAAAGGACAAGAUUGUGUGCAGAAGACCAAAUAAUGUAAAGGAGCAUGUAUGGAAUACAUUCAAUCCACAAUCCUCAUUUGUUUGUAUUGGAAAUUUCCCCUUAGGAAGAGAGGUAUAAUGCAAAUUAGUGAAAACAAACAAUCUAAAAGUGUACAUCGGAGAGAAGCCUGUCAAGUAAUGUACUCUGAGCAACAUUCAAAUAAGUUGUUCUCAGAUGUAGUGUAACAUCAUUAAAAUAACAUCAUUAAUGGA
Molecule: messenger RNA, 1636 nt
Organism: Syngnathus typhle (broad-nosed pipefish)
Lineage: Eukaryota; Metazoa; Chordata; Actinopteri; Syngnathiformes; Syngnathidae
Gene: mrps31
Product: mitochondrial ribosomal protein S31
Exons: 7
Coding region: 69-1340 (423 amino acids)
Cellular component (GO): mitochondrial small ribosomal subunit
Molecular function (GO): structural constituent of ribosome
Source: RefSeq, a predicted model, not a curated record